Molecule: messenger RNA, 1492 nt
Organism: Ziziphus jujuba (common jujube)
Lineage: Eukaryota; Viridiplantae; Streptophyta; Magnoliopsida; Rosales; Rhamnaceae
Exons: 1
Coding region: 867-1076 (69 amino acids)
Source: RefSeq, a predicted model, not a curated record
AGUCAGCAUCCAAAUAUAGGAUGUUUCUAAAUUGAUGAAAAGACAACUUUAAUAAUACACCCACUUCACGUAUAAAACAAAUUAACAAGCAAAAGAAUAAAAACAAAGAGUCGCUAACUUUAUUGCUAAUAUUAUGUACAGCUUCGUACAUAUAAACCAAAACACAUGAAAUGUAUUUCAGCAAAAAAGUAAUAAUAAUAAAAAAACACAUAAAAUGUAAAAGUAGAUAAAAACAGAGAUGGAUUUAAUUGUUAAUAUUAGCCAGGAUGGCUGGAUUUUCAAACCCAACUGAGUUAUCCCGGUAUUUUCCUAAUGAAGCUCCUAAUGAAGUCAUAAAAGAUUUGUUCGUUGCUAAUUGCAUUUAGAGUUUGGGCCCUAGAGAUGUCAUACGGCAGCCUUUUUUAGCCUGGGAUUUCUGCAUGAUAGCAUCCAAUUUUAUCAAAAUAAACAAAUAAAGCACAUGAAAUAUCAAAAGAAGUGUAUACAGCAAAUUUUAAGGUGUAAUUAGAGUCCGUCAGGGUUCCUAGGCCCAAAAUCCAAUGAAGUGUACCAUUGUUUUUAGGUGCCCAACCCAAAAGCCCAAAUCCAAAAAAUGUCCAAACGAGUAGUCCAAACGACAAAAGAGACCCCAGAGACGGCAUUCUAUGGCGUGCCGUCCGAUGGCGAUGGAUUUCGUACCCUUUCAUUGUCGUCACAUUCCAACUUUUCGUCCUCGACAAUUCCGUUUAUUGUCUUAGUCAAAAUCAACUCUCUAUCUUUGUUCCACUCUCUUUUUAUUGGGAUUUCUGUUGGACUUCCAUUUCUCAUUUUCCACUGAACUCUGCUUACAGAGAGAGAGAGAAGAGAAAGCAAAUAAUAGUGUGGUAAUGGCUGACUGGGGUCCAGUGGUGAUUGCACUGGUGCUUUUUGUAUUGUUGACACCAGGCCUGCUAUUUCAGCUCCCAGGGAACAACAGAGUGGUGGAUUUCUGCAACAUGCAGACCAGUGGAAUUUCUAUAUUGGUUCAUACCAUUAUUUACUUUGGUCUCAUUACUAUAUUCCUCAUUGCUAUUGGUGUUCAUAUCUACCUUGGCUAAGUGGGUUUGUUUUUAUUUUUUUUAUUUGGGUUUUGGGAUUUGGACAAUAUUCAGAUGGGUUAGGAAGCAAUUUGUGAGAAAUUUAUAUUGAUUGUGUUCCAAAUUGUGAUUUUAUCUUUUAUUUAUUUAUCUAUUUUCUUUUCUUUUGGCAAAGUGUUUUUUGAAGCAGACAUAUGUUAUAAUAUUCAAUCCAAAAAUUUGGUGGGUGGUCUUAGAGAUGGUAAGAAAUUUGUCACUUAAUAAAAUUACAAUUGUACCAUUUGAAUCCUUUUCCAAGUAAUGAUUUAUAGAUUAGCUAAUGUAGUUUUAUGUUGGAAUAUAAAACUUCAUGAUUUGCUUUUCUUUUUUUACUCAAAUCUAAUCCAGGUUUACCAUCUAUGUACCUAGUGAAAAAAACUUGUAUAUGUACCUAGUGA